This is a messenger RNA of Ruditapes philippinarum (Manila clam), 2056 nucleotides long. RefSeq names its product neuropeptide Y receptor type 1-like. Gene Ontology annotation, molecular function: G protein-coupled peptide receptor activity. Lineage: Eukaryota; Metazoa; Mollusca; Bivalvia; Venerida; Veneridae. The coding region runs from base 150 to 1274 and encodes 374 amino acids. Gene Ontology annotation, cellular component: membrane. Gene Ontology annotation, biological process: neuropeptide signaling pathway. The transcript has 2 exons. The record is from RefSeq and is a predicted model, not a curated record.
CUUUGAAGUGUUACUUCCGGAUCGUUGAAACGUUAUUGAUAUUGAUUUUAUCGUUAAUUUUUGUAUCAUAUCAAGCAUUUCCUUAACAUAUUUUGUUACAAUCGAAAUCACGGCAUUGUUAAAAGUUGGAAAGGUUUACUUGAGUCAAAAUGAAUAUAUUUAAUGAAUUAAAAUCGGAAAGUCUCAUUCCAGCGGUAGUUAUACUUGCCUUUUUAAUGGUAGUCGGAUUUGUUGGCAAUUUGCAUGUUCUUUUCGUGUACGCUUUUCGUGUAAAACCAACAAACCACAGGAUUUACAUAAUAUUUCUAAGCAUUCAGGAUAUCACUGCAUGCACAAUUCUUAUCCCUCUAAGAAUUUAUAUAUACAAUAAUUUAUGGACUCACAGCAAUGUUUUCACGUGUAAAUUUGGAAGUUUUAUGAUGUGCUUAAUUCUUACUGGAUCGGCAUUUACCCUGAUUUUGGUUGCAAUUGACAGGUACCGUAAGAUAUGUAAUCCACAUGGGUGGCAGAUAAAAAGACCAAUUGCUAAACUGCUAUGCUUCGUGGUAACGUUGUGUGCAUGUUUUUGUUCAUGGCCUACAGCAGCGUUAGGUGAGGUGAAGAAUAUUUCUGUAAAUAAUAAAACAAUCUCAAUGUGUAGUACUAUUGAUGGGUAUCUUAAAUAUCAACUUUAUCAUCGUAUUUUCAUGGCAGUGAUAUUUUUCGGUUCGUUUUGCAUUUUGGUAGUUCUUUAUGUGUGUAUCUUAAAAUCAACAUCCACUUAUCAUGUCAAAGAAAAAGUUAAUGAAACGAAACAAUGUGGAUCAAGUUGUUACGUUGUGAACAGUUCUAAAGAAAAUUUAAUUCCAGAUGGAGAAGGCAUUGUAUCUAUAGACGAAGAAAAUAAACAAGAUAAAGUUGGGCGUCAGACAAAGUUAGACAACAAAAACUUAACAAAGUGUUCCACUGGUCAGGUUGUGACACAGACAUCAAAUGAAAGUCAACAAAAACAAAAAAGGACCAGGCGGAUAACUCUUGCUUUCACAUUAAUAACAGUGUUUUAUUUUAUUAGUUAUAUCCCAUUCAUAUCUCUGGAUAUCUUUCUAUUACAUGGUUUGUUCACCUCCACAUCACCUACUAUAGAUGUUUUCAUUGCGAUACACAUUGUUAGCUCCUGUGUAUUCAUCAAUAGUACGGUUAACUGUUUUAUCUACAGCUGCUUCGACGGUCGAUUCAGAGAAGAAAUAGUGAUGUUAUAUAAAAAGUUAUGUUGUAGACACCAAGAAACUGUUUGAAACACAAAGCAGGAAUCGAAUAUUAUAAUGUACCCUACCAAAAACAGUAUCAUUGCCUUAUAUACUUAGUUUGAUUACAGAGUCUGGUAUUUUACGAGUUAUAAAGUUUUUAACAGGUUUUAUGGACCUACAUAAAACGGUUUCUUGCAAAACACCUUUUAUAAACGGCCAUAUAACCUGUCAGAAUCUUAAUGACGAGUUUAUAAUAAUGAAAACUCCCUUUAUAAGAAGGAAAAAAAGAUUUUUUUCCUAAAUCGACUGCACCCGUAUACAUAGAUAACAUAAUCGUCAUGAUCAUCCAAUGAAAAAUGACGUUACAAAGUUGCAGUACUUUAAAAUACAAUUGCCUGUAUGUUUUUUUAAUUUGUUGUUGUUUUUUUAUGACUUUGAAAAUCGUAUUUGUAAAUAUAAACACACUGUGAUUAGAUACGUUUGGUACAAAUAAUUGCAAAUAUUUAAAAGGGUGUUUUUUUUUUCUUCCGGAAACAUUUCCAAUUCCAAUGUAAGAGAACAAAAUACUUUUAUGCAAUAUAAGGAGUUUCAUGCCUUUUUAUAUAUAUGCAUAUUUAAAACAUAAUAAAGUUUCUUCAAAAAAACGUUGUCAUCUGUGUUGAACACUAUGUCGUCUUUAAUAUGCAUAACUGACGCUACAAAAUAAGAAUUUCAUGAAAUUUAAAGUUUACGAGAUAUUUGCAUGAAUUCAAUACAUAAAUUGAUAUUGUAUUAAAUUGUACUUUGUGUUUUAAAAUGUUAUGCAAUUAAAACAGACCAGUUAAAGAUUA